GUUGGUAUAUGUGUGGUGAGAAGGAAGACCGGAAAGAGAUAAUGUUGGUUACAAACACACACAUUCUAUUAUGUUGGUAAUCGUGUUUUACAGUCAGCCGGAGUAAUGUGAGUAAAGUGAGGUUAUUUGUUGAUUCAGAUUUGUGAAACUAAUUUUUAAAAUGCCUUUUGGCACAAAACCAGAAUGCGUUAAGUGCCAAAAGACUGAAUGUUGUAUGUGGAAAAGCACUUCGGAAGGCAAACUGUGCAAUGAUUGUUUUAAUCUGAAUGAAAACAAUGGCAGUAAUAUUAAAGUUGAAGAGCCUGUGAACCCUUGUAAAGCUGGAACUCAGGAUAGUGGCGGACCGAAAAUUGCUACAAGGAAGAGUGCAAGAAAUACAAGAAACUAUAAGACAAGACUAAAUCCUUAUGCUCUACCAAAACCAGUUGCCCCUAAAGGAAAGGGGAGACGAGUUAUUUUCAAGAAAAGUUGUACAAAAGCACCUGCAGCUGUUUCUACUCCAGUGACUAGUGAUUAUGUGUUUUAUAAGGGAAGCUAUUUCCAAAUUGGAGAUAUUGUGUCAAUGCGAGAUGUUGAUGGUGGACUGUAUUAUGCCCAGAUCCGUGGUUUGCUUACAGAUCAGUAUUGUGAAAAGAGCUGUGUAGUGACAUGGCUGCUUCCUACACAGGCAAGCCCUAACCCAGAGGAGGGGUUUGAUCCUGCAACCUACAUUAUAGGACCAGAAGAGGAUAUUCCUCGGAAACUAGACUGCGUAGAGUUCGUGAUGCAUGCACCUUCAGAUUACUUCAAGGCUCGAAACACUCCCUUUCCACCUCCUCAUGUUGAUGGUUGUGACAGUAGUUUCAUCUGGACAAGGCUUACACCACAGAUGAGGUCUACAUAAUCUGAAUACAUAAGGACACCUGAACAAUAUGAUUGACUGUUCUCGUCAAGUUCAACCUAACAGAAAGACAUUCUCAUGGUAUUAUAAUAUUCAUCUUUUCAUGAAUCCAUUUCUAUCUUUAUUAAUGCUGUAUUUAUCCAAAUACCACAUGCACCUUUCUUUCAAAAUGAUUUGUAUAAGAAAAACUGGUUGUCAUAUCUGACAGUUCAUUUAAUAAAAUUUGCCUUUUAUUUUUUUCUUAAAAAGAAUAUAAAACUGUGCACAUCAUAUUUUGGGAUAAUACAGUAAGAUUUUAGUAAAUUUAAGAAUUUUCACAAAACUUUGUAUGAGCAUCAUCUCACUAGAGGCUACCAACUCUUACCAAUAAUACCAACAUGCAUCUCC
Messenger RNA from Zootermopsis nevadensis, 1267 nucleotides. Its product is annotated as GATA zinc finger domain-containing protein 1. NCBI's taxonomy places the organism in Eukaryota, Metazoa, Arthropoda, Insecta, Blattodea, Termopsidae. Gene Ontology annotation, cellular component: nucleus. Gene Ontology annotation, biological process: chromatin organization. The record is from RefSeq and is a predicted model, not a curated record.